Stylophora pistillata is the source of this 1542-nucleotide messenger RNA. RefSeq lists its product as uncharacterized. Gene Ontology annotation, molecular function: lipid binding. Lineage: Eukaryota; Metazoa; Cnidaria; Anthozoa; Scleractinia; Pocilloporidae. Gene Ontology annotation, cellular component: extracellular region; membrane. The record is from RefSeq and is a predicted model, not a curated record. Gene Ontology annotation, biological process: lipid transport; lipoprotein metabolic process.
UAUGCAGCUACAAAAAAGGGCAUCUCUAGAUUUGAGGGCAAAUAGACACGUGAAUGAAGAGCUGUCAAGUUUGUGCGUCAGUGAGAGGGAAUGUCUCAGAUGGUUACACGGAAGGAAGAAAACGACAUGACUGUGGAUGGAGUGGAAACCCAUACAGACCUUGUGACUUGCACCACGCAGUUGACAUCCAGUAUUCAACAAUGGUCUGUAAAACGUCGAGAAACGAUUCAAACAUUGCGAAGCCUGGCAGACGAGCUUAUGGAACAUUACAAAAAUGUCCACAUCGCCAAGAUCUCGGGUUCAUCAGCAUCAAUCGGAGGCUUUGCGUUAGUUGCUACUGGGUUCGGUUUGGCUGCUGUCAGUCUAGGAACUUCUCUGAUUCUCUCUGCAAUCGGAGGAGCGAUCUGCGCCGGCGGUGGUGCAACCGUUGCUGGUUCCAGCAUCGUACAAUCGAAAAUAUUCAAAACAAAGCUCGCGACAGCGCAAGAAAUCAUCGACGCCGAUCGCAAAGCACAGGAACCUGUGCAAAAGCUUUUGAAAGACCUCUGUCGUGAAGUAUCCAAAGAAUCAUUUGGCAGCGUCAAAAAUCGUCUUGCUUGCAAUGUAAGUGUCGCAUUGUUGGUGAAAAACCUCGUCGAUGUGGGUAAUGGUGUGAAUAUGACCGGCGUUAGUGUGGCUACGACAAUGGCAAGCGAGGGUAUGGAUGGAAUACUCCGAUCUAUAGGUAUAGCUGGCAACACCGCUCGGAUUGGAAUAUUCGCAGUGAGCAUUGCGCUUCUCCCUUUGGACAUUUAUACUAUGGUGACAUCCUUUACAGAGAUUGACUCUGUUCGAAAGGGAAAGAAAGAAAAAGAGCCAGAGGCGGUGAAAAAACUAAGAGAGCUGGCAGACAAUUUGGAGAAGGAAAUGAAUGAGAUACUUCAAGCUGUCGAAGAAUUCCAGCGAAACAAACCUGAAUAACUGUUAUUUGGAGAAAAAUAUGAACAAUACACUGCAGAGGCAAAUCCCGCGCUAGUGGCGUCUAUAGUUGUUAUGGUUGUAACGAUUACGGAUAAACAUUAGCCGACACAAUUUUGUACGGAGUUCGUCAGUUUAUUGCUAGGGGUGUUUUUAUUCUGGCGCCAUGAGUAGAUAGAAAAAGAAAAACAUACACAAAACGAUGAACAACUGAUAAAACGGUAGAUUGCUGGAUUUUUGGGCUUUCAUCGACGGAAUCGAUGAGUGACAUGAAUUUUCAAAACAAAAACUGACGAUCACAUAAUUUACAUUUGUGAACGAGGGCACCAGUAAGUUGUCACGUUGUUACGGUAACUAAGGCAAAAGGGAAGAAUUUACGGCUAAAGGAAUAAAUGCGAUUUCGUGAGGACAAGCAAGGACAAAACGGAACGAUUAUUUUAUGGGUACUUUAUUUAUCAACUGUUGAAAAAAAACAUCGACUGCGAUAGUAGUGAGAUCUAUUAAUUUAUCUCUCCAUGACAACCACCUGUCUUUAUGUACUAUUUUAAGACAAGAGUAUGAGAAGUAGACCUGUCACUUAGCUCA